Messenger RNA from Cryptococcus amylolentus CBS 6039, 1475 nucleotides. RefSeq lists its product as hypothetical. The coding region runs from base 89 to 1288 and encodes 399 amino acids. NCBI's taxonomy places the organism in Eukaryota, Fungi, Basidiomycota, Tremellomycetes, Tremellales, Cryptococcaceae. The transcript is spliced from 6 exons. The record is from RefSeq and is a predicted model, not a curated record.
UGAAAGAGGAAAACUCGUAAACACCCUUUCUUUUUUAUCUUCUCUUUCUUUUGUUUUCGUUUACUUCAACAUCCACCUACAAACAAGGAUGUUUCUCUACAACGUACACGCCCCGCACAAGACGUUCGCUUUGACGCAUAAAGCAAAUGAAACUCAGCCCGAGCUUUUGAAGAGGAUCUACGCCAAGUCGGGGCUGGGCGAAGGGGAGAGGAAAGGGACGGGGUUGGUUUAUGAGUUUGAAGGGGGGAGGUGGAGUUUGGAUGAUGACGAUGAUCUCCAAAUCCUUUUCUCUCGAUUCCCGCCUUCCUCCACGCCUUCUGUUACGCUCCACCUCAAAACACCUACCGCUCCUGGCCAACAACACCCCCACCACGCCCAAACGGCGCUUGGCAACGGCAACGCGCCGCCGCCUGCCUACCCUACCUCGCCGUCUGUGAAGAGUAAAACGACCAAGUCGAAGAAGGCGAAGAGCCAUGCUGGGAAAGAGGUGGGAGUGAGAGCAGGGGGAGGAGCAGGGGAGGAGGUGGAUGCGAAUGGCGCGAGGGCGGGUACGACGGACGGCAAGACCCCCGUGAAACGUACGAUCAAACCCCUCAGCCCCCUCUCUGACCCGCAUCACCUCGGAGCGCCUAUAGCAGGCGGCAGCGGGCAAGGUCGCGUCGUCUCGUCCACCUCGCACCUCGCUCCUCCCGGUGCCCACUCCUACUCCCCCGCCCACGCCCACGGGCAAGGGAGCAAGCUCAACGGCGCGCCCUCGGUAUCUGGCGUCUCGACGAAAAGCCGCGCGAAAUCGGUCAUGUCGACGGUUUCGAGGAAGAGCAAGUAUGGGGAUCCGUAUAGCGAGGACUUGGGGGUGGUGAAGCGCCGGGCUUGGGAGGAGUUUCAUGCGAAUAAUGGGGUGAGGACUGUCAUGGGGAAGGUUGGGGAGAUUUCUGGCGUGAGAAUGUUAUUGAAAGCGGGCUAUCGACAUGUUUACGUUUCAAGAGAGUUUGCUAUCCGACACAAACUCGUCCCCAAAAAGUUUGGUACCACCGGCGGCUACGCAGGUAUCCGCACGAUUGGCCAAAUCCCUAUCACUGUCGGCUCUCGGACCGCUCUGCAUGCUGCGUAUCUGACGGAGGAGAAGCACUUUGAUGUGGUGUUGGGGAGGAGCUGGAUGGAGAAGAUGGGCGUGAAGAUCGACCCCCUCGACCAAACCAUCCUCACCUACAUGGACUCUGGCGAGCCUAUCGAGUGCGAUAUCGUGGUGCUGAGAGAUGAGAAGGGCGAUAUCGUUACUAUCACAUGAUCUCUCUUAAUGCCUUUUUGGGGAUAUGAACGGGCAGGGGACGGGGGGGGAUGGUGAGGAAGGGGGUCUUAUCGUACACGGUAUGGGUUCGCAGAGGGUGAAACGGACAUAUACGGGUUGCUUUUGUUUUGGGAAGAAAAGUAUGAUUUAGUUGCUGUUGUUACACGCAUGGAAUAGUAUAUCUCAC